AUGCUGCCUGCUGCGUCUGGACCAAUCCCACUCUCUCUUCUGCUUGUGCUGCUGCUGCUGCUGGGGGUUGGCCUCCCCGAAGAAGCCGACGCCUCCCCCCAGCAGCAGCCACAGCAGCAGGGCGCCGCCCCCUCCGAGGGCCCUGGCAUCGGACGCCACGCAAGCUGGUCUGUCGGGCUGCGGCUGUACCGGGCCUUGCGUACGGGCAGCGGCGGCAGCGGCGACAGCGGCGACCCCCAGAAGACCAACGCGCUCUUCUCGCCUCUGAUGCUGGCCGCCUCGCUGGACGCCCUGGGCCAAGCCUCCAAGGGCGCCACCGCCGGGCAGAUCCGGGAGCUGCUGAAGUCCUCCGGCCAGAAGGGGGCAGCAGCAUCAGCAGCAGACUUCCCCCGGGCUCUGAAGUCCAUGCUGGAGGCCAACAACACGGCGUACUCCCUCCGCGCCGCCUCGGCCCUCUUCACCAAGCAGGCCGCCGGGCUGGACCAGGGCUUCCUGAAGAAGGCCCGCAGCGCGUCCCAGCUGGACCAUGUGGCGCUACCUGCUGCCACGGCGGGGGGCAGCAGGCAGUCCGACUCGGCCGCCCUCCGAGCCUGGGUUCUGGGAGCCACCGGCGGCGGCGCCAAGGUGGACCACCAGCCGAGCCAGGAGCCGCAGGCCCAGAACGGAGCUCUGAUCCUGGGCAACGCGCUGAGAUUCAAAGGUUUGUGGGACCGCGGCUUUGCGGAGUCGAGCGAAGACCUGCGUAAUUUCCUAGGAGUCAAGUACACAAGAGUUCCCAUGAUGCAUCGAUCAGGUGUGCACCGUCACUACGAGGACGUGGAGAACAUGGUGCAGGUGCUGGAGGUGGACCUGUGGGGCGGCCAUUCCAGCAUGCUGCUGCUGCUGCCGUUCCUCGUGGAGGGCCUGGAGCGCCUGGACAAGCUGCUGACGCUGGAGCAGCUGCAGCGCUGGCACAGCAAGCUCCGCACCACCAGCGUAUCCAUGUCCCUGCCCAGGGUCAACCUCACCAGCGCCCUCAACCUGCAGGCUGCCCUGUCAUCGCUAGGCUUGUCGGACGCCUGGGACAAGGCGAAGGCCGACUUCUCUGGUCUGGGGGGGUCGAAGGGGAAGCUUCACUUGGGGGGUGUAAUGCACUGGGCGUCCCUGGAGCUGGCCCCCCAGUCAGGUCAGAAAGAGGGGGAGGACGAGGAGGAUGAGGUGGAGGUGGAGAAGCCCAAGCUCUUCUACGCAGACCACUCUUUCAUCGUCAUGGUGACGGACAAGCCCACGGGAGCGCUGCUCCUCAUCGGCGCUCUGGACACGGCCGAAGGGCGCAGCCUGCACGACGAGCUGUAG
Messenger RNA from Sardina pilchardus (European sardine), 1335 nucleotides. RefSeq names its product serine (or cysteine) peptidase inhibitor, clade H, member 2 (gene serpinh2). Gene Ontology annotation, biological process: collagen fibril organization. NCBI's taxonomy places the organism in Eukaryota, Metazoa, Chordata, Actinopteri, Clupeiformes, Clupeidae. The record is from RefSeq and is a predicted model, not a curated record. Gene Ontology annotation, molecular function: serine-type endopeptidase inhibitor activity. The transcript has 4 exons. Bases 1 to 1335 code for a protein of 444 amino acids. Gene Ontology annotation, cellular component: endoplasmic reticulum.